AAAAAUAAGAACAAAAAUCCAGAGUGAAAGUAUUUCAGGUUCGGGGGUUAAGUGGCUUCUAAUUUCACACCUCCAAAAGUGUAGACAGGAAGGAGAGAGGGAAAGAGAGAAAGGAAAGAGAGAUCUCCCUCUCCUCGUCGAGCUCCUCGCCUGUCUCCUUCCGAUGCAACUUGGACUAUUUGGCUCAAAGGGGAGGAGGGCGUCGGAGGCGGCGGUGGUCGUCCAGAUGCCUUCCCAGGCUGCGUUUCCUGGGCGCUGCUGAGUAGAUACUCUCCCUCUCCGGUCUCCAGAUGGGCUACCACUGACCCACGCUCUCUCCACCCCUGGAGAGCUGAGGAAAGUCCUCGGGAUGGAUCCACGCCGGGGCCACGAAGGCACGAGGCGGGCGCCCUGCUGAGACUGAAGGCGGACAAGGCCCCGGAGGAGGUAGAGGAGAAAGAGGAGGAGGAGGAGGAGCAGUCCCGCACGCCUUUGCCGGGGGGCUGAGGGGGGCAACGCUGGCCCUGGAUCUCUGGGAGGGAGCUGAAGAGCCCAGAAGGGCGCCCGAACAAAAGGGGAAGCCAGCGUUGGGGGGCUCAGCAUGGAGGAGCGCCCGGGCAGCGAGCAAAGCGGCGAGGAGCAGCAGCAGCAACCCCAUCCCCAUCCCCAUCCCAACCAUCCGCCGGAGGAGUCCAGCAGCGGGAGCGAAGCGGAGCCCAACCGGCGCCGGGCGGCGAUGCUCCUUCCCCGGGUGCUCCAAGCGCCUCCCCACCGGAUCACCAACUUUUUCAUCGACAACAUCCUGCGGCCGGAGUUCGGGAGGAGGAAAGAGGACGGCACUGGCCUUAGCUUGGACUCGAAUUCGCAGCAGCAAAGCCACCCGCACCACCCCCAGCAGCAGCAGCAGAACGCCCCUCACCUCCACCAGCCCCAGCUCCUGCCCGCCAGGAGCCCCUCCGCAGCUCCCGCCGAAGGAGGAGGAGGAGGAGGAGGAAGCGGAGGCGGCUCCAAAGCCCUGGCCCCGGCCAAAAAGGGAGACGAUUCGGGCGAGACGGAAGGAGCCCUGAAGCCCCGCGGUGGUGGUGGUGGUGGUGGUGGAGGAGGAGGGGGAGGGAGCAGCAGCGGGGGAGGCGGCGGAGGAGACCUCUCGCUCAGCUCCGACUCGGACAGCUCCCAGGCCAGCUCUUUCCCCAAUGGGCAACCCAUGCUCUGGCCCGCCUGGGUCUACUGCACCCGCUACUCCGACAGGCCCUCGUCAGGCCCCAGGUCGCGGAAACCAAAGAAGAAGAACCCCAACAAGGAGGACAAGCGCCCGCGGACCGCCUUCACGGCCGAGCAGCUGCAAAGACUCAAAGCGGAGUUUCAGACGAACAGGUACUUGACGGAGCAGAGGCGGCAGAGCCUGGCCCAGGAACUCAGCCUCAACGAGUCGCAGAUCAAGAUCUGGUUCCAGAACAAGCGGGCCAAGAUCAAGAAAGCCACCAGCAACAAGAACUCCUUGGCGGCCCACCUCAUGGCGCAAGGGCUGUACAACCACUCCACGGCCUCGAAAGACGGCAAGUCCGACAGCGAGUAGAGGAGGAGGAGGGAAGGAAGGAAGGAAGGGCGGCAGAGCUGAUUCCAGGCUUUGGGAAGCUUGGGCCUUCAUCCAGGGGUUUUGGACUGCA
Anolis sagrei ordinatus is the source of this 1646-nucleotide messenger RNA. It is a transcript of the gene EN2, whose product is annotated as engrailed homeobox 2. Gene Ontology annotation, biological process: regulation of transcription by RNA polymerase II; multicellular organism development; neuron differentiation. NCBI's taxonomy places the organism in Eukaryota, Metazoa, Chordata, Lepidosauria, Squamata, Anolidae. The record is from RefSeq and is a predicted model, not a curated record. Gene Ontology annotation, cellular component: nucleus. Gene Ontology annotation, molecular function: DNA-binding transcription factor activity, RNA polymerase II-specific; RNA polymerase II cis-regulatory region sequence-specific DNA binding.